Molecule: messenger RNA, 1760 nt
Organism: Bolinopsis microptera
Lineage: Eukaryota; Metazoa; Ctenophora; Tentaculata; Lobata; Bolinopsidae
Exons: 7
Coding region: 131-1192 (353 amino acids)
Biological process (GO): multicellular organism development; regulation of signal transduction
Cellular component (GO): membrane
Source: RefSeq, a predicted model, not a curated record
CACAGACCUUGUAGCUCAGCAUCUUCUAUCGUCAUAAUCUUCGUGAUCUUGAUUUCAGUAACGCCCUGUUAUCAUCAGUUGUAAAGGAGCUAUGUCUUAAACUCCUCCCACUGUCUUAUUGUCUGGUCGAAUGAGUGCCGGGUACAAGGCCUUGACACGGGCAGAAAGUUACUGCUCACUUAACAGCUCGAGUAGCUCCAGAGAGGAUGUAACUAACUCUCCCAACCAACGCCCUCUUAUCAAAAAGAAAUCAGUCUAUGUUUUCAGAUGCAGGUACUGUAAGGAGACGUUCACUUCCCGACAGAAUGGAAUGGAGCAGCAGUGCACUAGAGCUCCCAACUACGCUAGAGAGAAUGUGGACGGUUUGUGUAUUGUCCGGGGCUACAGGGGCUGCUGGUAUCACCUAACUAAAGAUCAGUUGCCCCACGAAGAAAAUGAAGAUGUAAACAUAUUACGACUAGAAUUUCCCCCAAACAUGGCCAUCUCCCUCUGGAUAAAGUUCAUCCUGAUCUCCAUUUUCUGCUUCCCCUGCGUUUGCUUGUGGUUGCCAUUUGCACUAUGGGAAAAGCAAACUAGAUUUGUUUUUGGGCCAAGACAUAGCAUUCGACGGAAGAGAAAAAUUACAGGCGCCGUUGGCCCGACGCAAAAUCAACGCCAGAGCACGAGCCAAGAACCCCCACGAAAAGACAGCCAAUCGGAACCCAAAGCCCCGGUAACUAGCAGUGUUACCAUGGUAACAUCAGAAAAACAACACGUCCUUGUGCGCGUGUUGGAGGAAACAGUUCCUUGCUCUGAAGAAGACAACUUCACCAACAUCCCUCUCUCCCCCUUCUCCCCAGGUGAAGUACACAUUACAGUGGAGGAGUGCAUCCCUCCCCAUGGUAACACUGCUAGUUACCAUGGUAACACUGAGGAAUGCAUCCCACCCCCACCACCAGACCAGCCUCCACCUGAGGAUGAUGAUGAAGAUGAGAGUGAAGGAAAGGUGCAGGAUGUUGGAGAAGGAGUGAAAGAGGAUGGAGAAAAGGAGGAGGAGGGUAGUAGGGAGGAGGGUGGAGAUAAAGAGGGGGAAGAGAAGGAUGAAGAUAAGGAAGAAUCAGUAAAACAGGAGCAUGUAGGCAAAGGAGAGGUUGUAAUCAAUUUUGAUGGUAUCGGAAUAAAUGUUGACGCGGAGGAGGAAAUGAAUGUUUAAGAUAGAGCUCUUAGAAAUGCUCUGAUAACUUUUGCAAUUGCAUAUUCAUUAUUACAUCACUUUGUUGAAAAUUUGAUUAUUUGAAUUUUGGUUAUAUGUUUGCUAAAAUAAUAUAAUGCCCAAAGGAAUAAAAGAUACCCAGGUUUCUUUGCUGUAUUUACGUUAUUCACUGUAACUGGAUUACGACAUAGAUUGCCUUGUGAAUCGUAUCUUUUAUAUCUAUCCUUUUAAAGGAACUUAUCAAUUAACAAUAUCUUGUGAAUUAAAGUAAUUAAUUAAUUAAUUAAUUAAAGUAUUUUACCAUGUAUCAUAUUAUUUAUUAGUUUAUUGUUUUGCUGCAACUUUACAGAUGCCAGAAGCAAAGUUAUUUGAGCAUUUUUUCAGAAUGUGAGUAAAUUGCAUGAUUUAUGUUUACAGAAUGGGUUCCGAAUAAAUCGGGUUGCGAACGUACUUGAUUAAGUUUUUGAGUUUUUUGCGCCGUUGAAUUUGAUAGUAUUUAUCUUAUCAUAUAUUAUUGUUGUACUGUUAAUAUUGAACUGUUUCAUUGUAAAUAUAUUUCACAUAUGAA